AUGCCUACUGGAGUUAGAAUUCAACUCGGAUUCUCCUUCAGCACUGAACUCUCAGUUGGACGGACCAUUCACAGCGGUGGUGAGGAUGAAGCCCCCCUAAGGGCAGCUUCAACGGACGCCCAAGCCUCCAACAAUGAGGGAGGAAGCUUUAAUGCAUCGGUUAUACUUUGCACUCGAGAAGAGCCUUCGACAAAGGAGAAUAUUGUCCUAAAGAUGCGGGGUGUAGGCCUGGACAAGAAAGAUAUGUUUGGAAAAUCCGAUCCCUACAUCAUCAUUCUCCGACGGAAUGACCGUGGAAAGUGGGAACAGUGUUACCAAAGUGAAGUUGUAAAGAAGACACUUGCACCAGACUGGAAGCCUCUCCUCAUCUCCCUCGACAGGCUCUGCGAUGGCAACCUUGACAGUGAAAUUUGCUUCCGCUGCUUUGACUGGGACGGAGCGAAUGGCGAAGGAGACACCGUUGAUCCGGACAUCGACGACGUAAUUGGGGAGUUCAUUACCACUGCAAGGUGUCUGCUAACCUGCUCACAAGAGGGAAGAAACUUUGAGUUAAUAAACCGGUCUAAAUUUCGUCGGAAAAAGGUGUACAAUAACUCGGGCAUCGUUAACGUAAAGGUCAGCAUCUCUACCAAUGCUUGCUCAUUUCUGGACUAUAUUCUGAGCGGGACCAGCAUAAACGUUAUUGUUGGGAUUGACUUGUCAUCUCAAAUUCACCAAAGCCACAAUCCAAUGCUCUUUACUGAGGCUAUCUCCAUAGCGAAGUCGGCAGCUGUCAAUAGCGAGUACAUCAUCGCUAUCCAAGCCGUUGUAGAAAUUCUUCAAGAGUAUGACAGCGAUGAACUUUUCCCCGCCUUCGGAUUCGGCACACGAAUCGGUUCAGAUGGCCGAAAGUCUCACCUCGUCCCGCUGACAGGUGAUCUGAAUAAUCCCAAUUGCAAGGGCGUGUCGGGAGUGCUUGCAGCCUACAGUCGCGUGGUCAGUGAAACCUGCGGCUCGGCUCCGCCAAACUUCGCACCUCUCAUCAGGCACGUCAACGAAAUGGCCAAAGGCUCCCAUGACAGCUCAAAGUACUUCGUCCUCCUCAUCCUCACAACCGGAUUUGUGGACGACUGGGUGGAAACACAAAGGGCCGUGAUUGAGGUAGAACUCUCUCAGCUACAGGUGCUUGACCAAGAUUUCGCUUUGCUCAAAGUUGGCUCAGAAGAAGCCUGUCGUGACAAUGUUCAGUAUGUUUUCCACGCUCUUGAGGGCUGGUAUAUGACUGAGAAGACUAUAACAGAGAACAGUGCUUUGUUUGUAGAGAUGAGACGAUUCCUCCGAUUGGCAGCAGACGGUUCGGAGGAGAUUCGAUGGAAUAAGUUGGGACUGGCGAAGGAGGUACUCGCAGAACUUCCAACCCAGCUUUUCCACGAUGCCUUCAUCGUCCCAUUCGAUAUAAGGAUUUCAAAUGAUUCGACUGUCUUAGAGGUGAAGAAAAGCAUUGAAAUCAAAAGUCUGGAACGCAAAAGUUUCUGGAAAAAGUGUGAACAAGAACAACGUCUAGAAGAUGCCCAAAUAUCUUCAGAAUUAUCACCGCGGAAAAGAGUCCCCUACCGCCCAGAGCGCGCAGAUCAACUGGCCGAUUCAGCUUGGUGUCACGCCUACAUGCAGCCUCUUCAUCAUCGACCUUCCACAACCUCCUUGUCUAGCCAAACGAGUUUGGCGCCUCGACACAAACAAAAACUUCGGUUUCAGGAGGAUGUGGAGAAUUUAGAAAAAAAAGAGGAAGUGCAAAACACCGCCUCCAAUUCUCAUCGCUGUUUGUCGAUGUCCAAAACCGCUCCUGCAGAGGUAGCCGAAACUCCACCUCGUCAAACCCGAAAACUCGGUCGGAUGCGACGAGAAGUGUCAUUUGAGGACCCGUCAUUUCGACACCACAGAGUUGUAGGUGGCAACAGGCAGAUCACCUAUGAGUUGAUCGAGGAUCCUGCAGAGGACACUUUGGUGCAAGGCAGACAUCAGAGCUGGCGCGGACGGCCAGAGAAUAUCGUUUCUGAAAGCCUAUCUCAGCGACAGCUGAGUCAACAGCGGGAUGACAUGGUUCCCGAGUGUUCUCUAAAAGCGAAGGAAGAUAUAAUACAGGAGGAGAAUAUGGAUUGCUAG
This is a messenger RNA of Echinococcus granulosus, 2142 nucleotides long. Its product is annotated as Copine-8. Lineage: Eukaryota; Metazoa; Platyhelminthes; Cestoda; Cyclophyllidea; Taeniidae. Gene Ontology annotation, biological process: cellular response to calcium ion. The transcript has 21 exons. The coding region runs from base 1 to 2142 and encodes 713 amino acids. Gene Ontology annotation, cellular component: plasma membrane. Gene Ontology annotation, molecular function: calcium-dependent phospholipid binding. The record is from RefSeq and is a predicted model, not a curated record.